GUAAACAAAAGUGACGCCGUCGUCAAACAACGGAGGUCUGUACAGCUGAUACGCAGUGCUCUGUAAGAUUUGGACACUUCAAGCACGAAUCAAGACGACUUUCGCAAGGUACGACUGAGAAGAAGUCGGAACAGCAGUCACCAUGUCGAGGCCUGAUUUGAAUGGAACCUGGAACCAAGUUAAAAACGACAACUUCGAUGCGUACAUGAGAGCAUUGAACGUGGGCUUCGCGACCAGGAAGAUCGGAAACAUGCUCAGCCCCCAAAAGGUGAUCACACAAGCCGGAGACCACAUGAACAUCAAGACACUCAGCACCUUCAAGAACCACGAGAUAGACUUCGACCUCGGGCAAGAGUUUGAAGAGCACACGCUGGACGGCAGGACGGUAAAGACCACCAUCAACUGGGACGGGGAAAAGUUGUGUGCAGACCAGAAGGGGGAGAAGGCUGACCGGGGCUGGUGUCACACACUGGUGGACGGAAUUCUGCACCUGGACCUUCAUUGUGGUGACGUCCGCUGCCAUCAGGAGUUCAAGAAAGAAUCUUAAUACGUGUAUCUACCUUGAAGAAAGAGAAGACGCUAUCUGUUGUUUUCACCAUUUAAACUCUUUAUUUCAAUUAAGCCUUUUCUUGUUAACAUAUUGUGAUGGCGGUUUCAAAAAUGCGAUGUAAACGUUUGCCGUGUGAAGAAAAUGAUGUGAACAUGUGAAUAUGUCUAACAAGUAAAAACUAACGGGGUUGCUAACGCUAAUUGUACAUUCUUCUUAACCCAAAUUACGUGAAACCGUGUCGAGUGUUUUCUAAAAGACUCUAGGUGAAUGGAUUAUGGUUCAAA
This is a messenger RNA of Branchiostoma floridae (Florida lancelet), 834 nucleotides long. Its product is annotated as retinol-binding protein 2-like. Gene Ontology annotation, molecular function: fatty acid binding. Lineage: Eukaryota; Metazoa; Chordata; Leptocardii; Amphioxiformes; Branchiostomatidae. Gene Ontology annotation, biological process: fatty acid transport. The record is from RefSeq and is a predicted model, not a curated record. The transcript is spliced from 4 exons. The coding region runs from base 143 to 547 and encodes 134 amino acids. Gene Ontology annotation, cellular component: nucleus; cytosol.